UUGCAGGUUGACCCACUUGGCUGCACUGACAUUGACGACGCACUCCAUUGUCGCCCACUUGACAAUGGUUUGUUAGAGGUGGGCGUCCACAUAGCAGACGUGACACAUUUUGUUAGGGCUGGUACUGCCAUUGAUGAUGAAGCAGCAAGCCGAGCAACAACUGUCUAUCUCUGUGAUCGACGAAUUGAUAUGCUUCCCGAGCGUCUGAGCAGUAAUUUAUGUUCUCUGAGAGGUGGAGAAGAAAGAUAUGCGUUCUCCGUUAUUUGGACAAUGACCAGUGAAGCAGAAGUCUUGGACACCAAGUACCACAAGUCCCUGAUAUGCUCCAGGGCAGCACUCACUUAUGAAAAAGCGCAAGAGUUCAUUGAUGACCCUAAUCUGAACGAUGACGUCACACUCGGUCUACGAGGUCUGAUGAGACUGUCCAAGAUUUUGAACAAGAGGAGAACAGCCAACGGUGCGCUGACACUCGCAUCGUCCGAGGUACGAUUCGACAUGGAUUGGGAGACGCGUACACCGAAAGCAGUUCAAGAAAAGAAACAUCUCGAUACGCACUCCAUGGUGGAAGAGUUCAUGCUGCUCGCGAAUAUAUCGGUCGCCGAAAAGGUAUUGUCCUUAUCCACA
This is a messenger RNA of Cooperia oncophora, 624 nucleotides long. The record is from the annotation of a GenBank genome assembly. NCBI's taxonomy places the organism in Eukaryota, Metazoa, Nematoda, Chromadorea, Rhabditida, Trichostrongylidae.